UCCCAGACACGUCCCGAGACGCCUGGCCUACGUUGCCUGCUGCCUAUUGGUUCGCACUACUGUCGCUCAGGUUCAGUUCCUACUUCCGCUUCUUUCCUGCCUUUCCGGUUAGGCGCGGGCAGAAAGAAGUGAGGAACGUGGACGCCAAGUUUACCGUUUUCACGGGGUAGACAACUCGACAGCCAAGAUGGUCAAUGUACCUAAAACCCGAAGGACUUUCUGUAAGAAGUGUGGCAAGCAUCAGCCUCACAAAGUGACCCAGUAUAAGAAGGGCAAGGAUUCCCUGUAUGCCCAGGGAAAGAGGCGCUAUGAUCGGAAGCAGAGUGGCUAUGGAGGGCAGACGAAACCAAUUUUCCGGAAGAAGGCUAAAACCACAAAGAAGAUUGUGCUGAGGCUUGAAUGUGUGGAGCCUAACUGCAGAUCAAAGAGGAUGCUGGCCAUUAAGAGAUGCAAGCAUUUUGAAUUGGGAGGAGAUAAGAAGAGAAAGGGCCAAGUGAUCCAGUUCUAAGCUUCGUGGGUUUCCUCCCUUUUAAUUUUGAGGGGGAAAUAUUGAAACUACAGAAACAUUACCUGUAGGAAAAUAAAGUUAUAUUCUUACUUCA
Molecule: messenger RNA, 602 nt
Organism: Choloepus didactylus (southern two-toed sloth)
Lineage: Eukaryota; Metazoa; Chordata; Mammalia; Pilosa; Megalonychidae
Gene: RPL36AL
Product: ribosomal protein L36a like
Exons: 2
Coding region: 188-508 (106 amino acids)
Biological process (GO): translation
Cellular component (GO): cytosolic large ribosomal subunit; ribosome
Molecular function (GO): structural constituent of ribosome
Source: RefSeq, a predicted model, not a curated record